AUGCCCGCCGCAGUCGACGCUUCCAAGAAGCGCAAAAGCAGCAAAAAUGCUGGCGCCCCCUCCAAGCGCCGUGCUGUCGCAGAGGACGACUUCGCCGAGACCCUGUCUACAAUCGAGAAGCUCGAAAACGAGAUUGCGGAAUCACGAAAGCACUACAACAACAUUGCCACUUUGAUUUCUAUGCUCAAUGUUGAAAAAUCAGCCAAGAACCCUGACCUUGCCGUCGCCGUGUCUCUAUGCCGAGUAUUCAGUCGAUUGAUGGCAGCUGGAACUUUUGCCGAGUCGAGCCAUGCGGCCGAGAACGAGAAGAUCGUUGCGGCCUGGUUGAAGGAGAGAUCCCUGGAAUACCAGCGAGCGCUAGUGGCAAUCAUGCGCGAAGCUGAUUCCACAUCCCAAAUCACAGCUCUGACACUGAGCAUGCGCCUCAUUAAAGAGCGCAUUACACACAUCCCCGGAGCCGAGAAUAUCGUCUGGUCUACAAAUUUCAGAGAUAUCUUGGAGGCUGUGGUUGGAGGCCGGGACAACCAAGAUUUGCAGACAGAGUUGAUCACCAAGUUCCUGAAGGAAUUUGAAGACGUGAGAUAUUACGCCUUCUGGCAAAUUUCUGAAUACGCCGCUACCCGACGAAGCUCCGAAGUCCUCGAUUCCCUUGUUACCAUGCUUGUUGCCUGUGACGACGUGCCCAACCAAGAUCACAAAUUCAAGAAGUUCUUCACACCCCCCGGGAAGAACAAGAAGCUCAUCUCGGCGACCUCCCACAAAAAGCGCGCACAGGAGGCAUGGUUGGCUAUUCUUCGUAACAACCUGUCAGAAGCGCAGCGAAAGAAUCUCCUCCGCAAUAUGGUGCACCACAUCGAGCCCUGGUUCAACCGACCUGAGCUGCUCAUGGACUUCCUGACAGACUCCUACAAUGCCGGUGGUGCAACCUCGCUCCUCGCCCUCUCUGGUCUUUUCUACCUCAUCCAAGAGAAGAAUCUGGACUACCCACAAUUCUACACCAAACUCUAUUCCCUCCUCGAUGCGGAUCUGCUGCACUCCAAGCAUCGAUCACGAUUCUUCCGACUCCUAAACACUUUCCUCGCCUCGACCCAUCUUCCCGCUGCCUUGAUGGCUAGUUUCAUCAAGAAGCUGGCUCGCCUGGCCCUUAAUGCCCCUCCUUCGGCCAUUGUGGUCAUCGUUCCUUUCAUGUACAAUAUUUUCAAGAGCCACCCCACAUGUAGCUACAUGAUGCACCGCGUGGUGAACGACCAGAAUAUUGCAGCCGAAAUUGAGGCAAAGGGCCUGGACGAUCCAUUUGAUCCCACUGAGAGUGAUCCGAUUCGCACUGGUGCCAUCGACAGCAGUCUUUGGGAGAUUGAGACCCUCCAGUCUCACUACCACCCCAACGUUGCGUCCAUCGCGAACAUCAUCUCCGAGCAGUUCACCAAGCAGCACUAUAACCUGGAGGAUUUCCUGGACCACACCUACCAAGGUAUGGUGACACAAGAGUUGGGAACCGGAGAGAGACCAUUGAAGAAGACCCCCGUGGUGGAAUACCAAAUUCCCAAGCGUAUCUUUACCGAUCGUCUUCUCGAGGAGGAUGGUGGUGUCGACUCUGGCGCUGGAGCCUUCAUGCGUGGCCUGUGGGAGUUUUCCUGA
This is a messenger RNA of Penicillium verhagenii, 1638 nucleotides long. It is a transcript of the gene noc4, whose product is annotated as ribosome biosynthesis protein NOC4. The transcript is spliced from 2 exons. The coding region runs from base 1 to 1638 and encodes 545 amino acids. Lineage: Eukaryota; Fungi; Ascomycota; Eurotiomycetes; Eurotiales; Aspergillaceae. The record is from RefSeq and is a predicted model, not a curated record. Gene Ontology annotation, cellular component: Noc4p-Nop14p complex; nucleolus; small-subunit processome. Gene Ontology annotation, biological process: ribosome biogenesis.